AUGGCUGUUUUGCUAUGGUUAUUAAUCUUAUCUGCAUUUCAUGCAGUAACACUAGCACAACAAAGGCAGUUUAAUAUAACUCUUGGCUCUUCUCUAACACCUACUACCAAUUCAUCAUGGUUUUCACCAUCCAGGCGCUUUGCCUUUGGGUUUUAUGAACAAACCAAUGGCUAUGCUGUUGGAAUCUACAUCGUCGGUAUGCCUAACAAGACAGCAGUGUGGACAGCAAAUAGGAACAGUCCUGUUGUCCCGAGCAACACUGUCUUGCUCUUAACUAAUGAUGGAAGGCUCAUUGUGAAAGUAGGAAACCAGGAAAUCUCUGUCAUCAAUCCCUCUCGAGCCAUUGCUUCAGCUUCCCUGAUGGACACGGGAAACUUUGCGCUCUAUGAUUCUGAUCGCAAUGUCAUUUGGCAAAGUUUUGACAAUCCAACAAACACACUUUUACCUGGUCAGCAUAUAUCAGUUGGACAAGAGCUGUUCUCGAGUGCCUCGGAAACAGAUGACUCAUUAGGGAUUUUCCGUCUCAAAAUGCAAGAUGAUGGGAACCUUGUUCAGUACCCUGUCAAUACAGCAGAUAGUGCCCCAUAUGCUUACUACGCAUCCUACACCGCUGGAUUAGGGAAUAAUGUUUCACUGAAUCUUGAUGAUGACGGCCUCCUCUACUUGUUCAAUUCCACCAAUGGUCUAAAAAAUCUAACCAAAGGAGGCUACCGUAGAGAAAGGACCAUCAUUUAUAUGAUGAAAAUUGAUGCUGAUGGUAUUUUUCGAGUUUAUUCACAUUCUCUGAACCAACAGAACAGCUCCACGAUAUGGUCAUCAACAAAUGAUGGGUGUGAUCCAAAAGGCCUUUGUGGGCUUAAUGGUUUUUGCACCACUAUAGAUGCUCAAGCUAAAUGCUGUGAAAGGAAUUUCACCACAGAAACCUGUCAGUUAAAGGAGAACACUUCCAAAUACUAUGAUAUGAGAACAGUUGAAAACACAGGAUGGGAAGAUAGUACUUAUGUUGUUUUGGCCGUAACGACCAAGGAAGAUUGUGAACAAGCCUGUCUACAGGAUUGUAACUGUGAGGCUGCUUCGUUCAAAGACAAAGUGUGUAGAAAGCAAAGGCUGCCUUUGAGGGAUGGAAGGAGAGACCAGCGUAAUUCUAAUCUUGCAUUGGUCAAGGUGGGCAUUAAUGUACCUAACAAAGAGCUGCCUGAUCAGAAGAUUGAAGAAAUAAAAGGCAAAAAGCUAAGGAUAGACAUCCUAAUUGCCAGCAUUACAUUGACUGUUUUUGCUUUGUUGCUGGAAAAAGUACAGAAAGUUGGUGAGGUUGGUGCACGGCUUCCAAGCGUGCCAGAAUCCUCAGACAAUAGCAUGGCUUCCUUGUGUGUGUCUAUUAGAUAA
Solanum verrucosum is the source of this 1386-nucleotide messenger RNA. Its product is annotated as G-type lectin S-receptor-like serine/threonine-protein kinase LECRK3. The transcript has 3 exons. Bases 1 to 1386 code for a protein of 461 amino acids. The record is from RefSeq and is a predicted model, not a curated record. NCBI's taxonomy places the organism in Eukaryota, Viridiplantae, Streptophyta, Magnoliopsida, Solanales, Solanaceae.